AUGGGUCUUGACGAAGUCAGAGCCGCUCUCCGAGCCAAGUACCCCGAGCUCACUCCAGAGGACUUCAAGACCACCUCUGGCAGCCGAGAUGGCCUCGCCAAGAUCGUCGCUGAGAAGAAGGGUGUCCCAGAGGCUGACGCCAAGAAGGAGAUUGACGAGAUCUUCUCUGCCAACGGCAUGUAA
This is a messenger RNA of Lithohypha guttulata, 183 nucleotides long. RefSeq lists its product as uncharacterized. The coding region runs from base 1 to 183 and encodes 60 amino acids. NCBI's taxonomy places the organism in Eukaryota, Fungi, Ascomycota, Eurotiomycetes, Chaetothyriales, Trichomeriaceae. The transcript has a single exon. The record is from RefSeq and is a predicted model, not a curated record.